This is a messenger RNA of Haliotis rufescens (red abalone), 2631 nucleotides long. RefSeq names its product putative L-amino-acid oxidase YobN. The transcript is spliced from 8 exons. The record is from RefSeq and is a predicted model, not a curated record. Gene Ontology annotation, molecular function: L-amino-acid oxidase activity; polyamine oxidase activity. Gene Ontology annotation, biological process: amino acid catabolic process. Bases 92 to 1966 code for a protein of 624 amino acids. NCBI's taxonomy places the organism in Eukaryota, Metazoa, Mollusca, Gastropoda, Lepetellida, Haliotidae.
UAACAUUGUCAUGUGAUUAUUUUCACACACUAUAAAUACCGGAAGCCCCUAGUUACAAGUAACUUGAAUCUCCAACGGACGAUAAGCCAACAUGGACAGUGACUCCGUUCCUCAAUAUCUACGUCGCCCACACUUGUCAGCUCUCGAUGACGUCACAUCCGGCUUGUACAACAGGGCUCCGAGUCACUGCAACACGCUCGGUUGCACGUGCAGAAAAACAGACUACCCCCCAGAACAGCAGGACUUCACCUCAAAGCCAUUUUACGAUGCCCUAACUGACGGGGGACUGGAUUAUGUGUACGCCAAACUGAACCUGCCUAAUCCCCAAGACCACUACAGGAAGACCACGCAUCACCGGAAGCACGUGAUCGUUGUAGGGGCCGGAACGUCUGGUCUGUCGGCGGCGUAUGAGUUGAGACAGGCUGGUCAUCAAGUAACGCUCCUGGAAAUACAGCACAGAGUUGGUGGACGAACUAAGACUAUCAAAGACAAAUUUUCAGAUGGACUCCAUGCAGAAGGUGGUGCUAUGCGGCUUCCCGAGAGUCACUACCUCACCAAGCACUAUAUUGACCUGUUCAACGUGCCAACAAGGCCGUUUCAGAACCAAAACCUGAAUGGCUUCCUCUCCUUCUACGGCGACCCCAAGAUAAAGAUGUCAGAAUGGGACGCCAACAGCGACUGGUAUUGUACAAAGUACUGGGAAGGCUGGGACGCCAAAAUAAUGCAGUUUAAAACAGAACUUGGCAUCAAGGGAAUAAACGACUACUUCGACAGCACGGUGGCCCCGGUAUAUGCGGAGCUUCGUCGUGACACGAGCCCGAAGGGUUGGGCGCGGUGGGUGAAGAAAUGGAGCCAGUUUUCUGUCCUUGAGUUUCUCAAGUCCGACACCUACCAGAGCCCAGCCGACAAGUACAAACUGAGACCAUGGCCGCAGAAAGCCAUUGAAGCUUACAGAGUGCGGAACUACAUACCCCUGAUCAACGCCAGCCUGGUGGAGUAUCUGAGAGAGUUGUUAGGCCAGUGGUGGAAGGAUCCCCUGUACACGCCCACUGGGGGUAUGGAGGAAAUUGCAAAGGCCUUCAUGCGGAAGAAUACAACAGGCUGGAACCCGGAUGUGGAUCUGAGUAAGGACAUCCGGUAUGGGAUCAAAGUAGAAGCCAUUGAGGAGGUUCAACAGCGAAACGGGGAGAAAAUCGUGACAGUUACUGGUCGGAACGACGCCACCAAACAGCCGGCAGAGUUCACGGGGGAUGCUGUGAUCAUAACCGUCCCCCUGACGGUGCUCCGACAGAUGAAGGUGCCCCUGACACGGCAAAGCCAGCAGGCAGUAGAGGGUAUCUACUACGAGGCGUCUACAAAGGUCUUGCUGCAGUGUAGGACCAGGUUCUGGCAGAACCCGGACAACCUACAGGGAGGCUUCUCCAAGACAAACCUACCCAUUGGUCAGCUACACUAUCCAGACUGGGAAAAAUCGGGGAUACCGGAAAACGAGCGUGGAAUCCUCGUCAUCUACACAUGGGGCCAAGACGCAGAAAUGUUCGGCGCCCAAAAAACUGAAGAGGCAAUCGAGAACGCUGUGAAACAGGUCGCAACAAUCCACCCCGAGAUCGUUGAUAAUUUCGAAGUUGGGGCAGUACAAGCCUGGUUCAACGAACCCACAGCUCAAGGUGCAUUCGUGUAUCUAAAACCAGACCAAUAUAACGACAGCCUAUUGCAGCUUCUCAACUCAGACCAUCCUAUAUACCUAGCGGGAGAGGCGCUGUCGUGGUCCAAUGGCUGGAUACAAGGGGCGCUGGAAUCAGGCUUGAGGGCGGCCUACGAGUUCUACAGUCACAAUGAGAAGCAAUUCCCACCUCAGUUGAAGAGAUGUGGAUGUGCACACCAAUAUGUGUGUUCUCAGUCUGAGGGGGACAUGUCCCAUCACGAGUUCUCAAACAAUGAGAAGUGUGGUUACCAGGGUCCUUGAGGUCAGAGAAGCAUGUACCCUGCAUAGCUGCAGCCGGGGAAACAGUGCUUGACAAUACUGCUUACAUGAUUGACUGAUACUUUACACAGCUACAGCCGGGGAAACAGUGCUAGACAAUACUGCUCACAUGAUUGACUGAUACUUUACACAGCUACAGCCGGGGAAACAGUGCUUGACAAUACUGCUUACAUGAUUGACUGAUACUUUACACAGCUACAGCCGGGGAAACAGUGCUAGACAAUACUGCUUACAUGAUUGACUGAUACUUUACACAGCUACAGCCGGGGAAACAGUGCUUGACAAUACUGCUUACAUGAUUGACUGAUACUUUACACAGCUACAGCCGGGGAAACAGUAUAAGACAAUACUGCUUACAUGAGUGACUGAUACUUUACACAGCUACAGCCGGGGAAACAGUAUAAGACAAUACUGCUUACAUGAUUCACUGAUACUUUACACAGCUACAGCCGGGGAAACAGUAUAAGACAAUACUGCUUACAUGAUUGACUGAUACUUUACACAGCUACAGCCGGGGAAACAGUGCUUGACAAUACUGCUUACAUGAUUGACUGAUACUUUACACAGCUACAGCCGGGGAAACAGUAUAAGACAAUACUGCUUACAUGAGUGACUGAUACUUUACACAGCUACAGCCGGGGAAACAG